Messenger RNA from Tachysurus vachellii, 3707 nucleotides. RefSeq names its product KAT8 regulatory NSL complex subunit 1a (gene kansl1a). Gene Ontology annotation, molecular function: histone acetyltransferase binding. The transcript is spliced from 14 exons. Bases 575 to 3556 code for a protein of 993 amino acids. Lineage: Eukaryota; Metazoa; Chordata; Actinopteri; Siluriformes; Bagridae. Gene Ontology annotation, cellular component: NSL complex. The record is from RefSeq and is a predicted model, not a curated record.
CGUGUGCGCGCGCGUUUGCAAUGUGGCGGCGGCGCGUGAGCCUUGUCUUCUCCCGCCUCUGCGUGCGCUGUUUGGCCAAAGCGGUGGAGAGGAGAAGAGAUGAACCGGCCGCCAUCUUCCGCGCGCUUCUCCCUCUAACGAUGAUUCAAGAUUAUUCGAGAAUCGGUGAUCUGCAGCGCAUCGAGUCUGUUCCUAAGGACGUGUGUUAGAGGAUCGUGUCCCCGGGGCGCAGUAAAAGCGCUCGGCGCUGUAUGGAAACGUGCAUUUUUCUGUUUGCGUUGAGCGCCGAACGGACGGCAGGUUGCAGCUUCGCCCAUUUCGUGAUCACGGAACCAGACCGAAAGGGCGCGUGAAUGAGCGCGUGCUCUCCGGACAAGGGGUUUGUGCGCGCGCUGGAAUGAUCCAGAAACCCGGCUACAUUUGUGUGGUGUUUGUUUUGUGCUGUUUUCGGUACAGUGCGCGUUUUAUACACAAACCAGUGCUGAAAUUCCCUCGCGCUCGUCACGUGCCUCUGUAGGUGGGCUGGCGUUCACGAGAGCAGAAGCAGGCUGCUGUGCCCUUACCGCGGCCCUGCAUGGCUGCGAUGGCGCCCGCUCUGACCGACGCCCCGGCCGAAGCCCGCCACAUUCGUCUCAAACUGGCUGCAGAGAGCAACGGCAACUCCACCAACCUUCUCCUGUCGUCCUCGAUCUCUCCAUCUGAUACAGCGAGUACCAACGGGAAACGUCACCACGAGGACAACCGCCGUCACUGUUGCAACGGCAAGGAGUCGCUGUCUGAGCCUCUGAGCCUGGGCAAGUUCCAGCCGCUGGUGGCCUCCUAUUUGUGUUCGCAUGUUGGUCCUGUAGCCGAAGAGGGCGUCCUGAUCAAGCCGUCGGUGCUGAAGAGCCGAGGCCUGCUGAACGGAGAUCUCCUGCUACGUACUGCGUUGAGCGGCGGCCAGCCAAAGAGCCUUGUUAACGGAGGCGGAGCAGGAACUGGAGCUGGGGGAGGAAGCGCGAUGGUCCCGGUCAACGGACUGGCCAAGAAAGCUGCCGUGCCCAGCACCGCGCUGCCUGAGAAAGGUAGCGUGGCCCCUUUGAACGGAGACAACGCUAAGCCUCCCACAGGUGCUGGAGCUUUGUUACCGCUCUCAUCCAAGUCCGGCGAUGUGACACCAAUGGUGUUUGUUUCGAGGGCAGAUUCCAAGCAUGUGAGAGAGCUGGACGAUUCGCAUAGCAGAGCGCCGGAAGAUACAGGUGUCAACGGUUCUCCAGAGAAUCCACUGUUCAAAUCCGAAGCUCCCCCUAGUGACCGGUCAAAUGCCGGCAGGGCAGGAGCACUUCCUGCGACAAGUAGUGCCAAUGGUGUCCCAGCUGAUGCCCCUCAGAGCUCAACCUUGUGCCAACGUAGCUCUUCAUCUUCCUCUUCCCCUUCUUCUGGCGUAGAGGCACUAAUCCUCCGUGAGCGAGCGCAACAGAGCCAGCGCAGGCAGGCUGAUGUCUCGGCACGGCUGCAGCGCCUGUGCAAGAGGCUUCAGGUGGUUCAGGCCAAGCAGGUUGAACGUCAUGUCAAACAGCAGCUCACUGGAUUUUUGCACCAUACCGUGUCCCAAUCCUCCACCUCCAGAAGGGACUCCAUUACCCGAGUCCUUAAAGACAGCUCUUUACCCUCGGAGUUGGCAAAACUCCAUCAGAGCGGCACCACCAACCUGCGGGUCGCCGAGGCGCAGUUUGACUCUGACGCCACCGAGAGCAGCUCGGGUGGUGAGACCGAUGUGGAAGAAGAGGAACUUGCAAGAGUGGACACUGAGCAGCGACACGUCAAACUGUGGAGGAGAGCAGAAGGUCGAUUCGCCCUGGAAAGAGCCUCCAUCAUAAGCCGCUGGACGUGGCUGCAGGCGCACAUCUCCGACCUGGAGUACCGCAUCCGCCAGCACACAGAUAUCUCCCGGCAGAUUCGCACCAGCAAGGGAUCAGUGGAGCUGGGAGACGUCGCCUCGUCGUACCAAACCAAGACGGAAAAGGUGAAGGCCCAGUGUGCCACAGGGGACCUGAGCCAAGCCAACAGGUCCAUGAACGAAUUAUUCCACAGUGCCACUGAAACAUCAGAUGUUAAGCUUUCUCCGUCUCCCGAGAGCAGCUGUUCAGCUGCACGAGUUCGACCCUUAAUCAGCUGUAAGAGACGACGCCUCGUCCAACCUGGCAUGCUGCAGAACCUCAACAGCAAGGUACAGAGAGUGUGUUUCUCAAGGAGUGUGUGUGAUGUGAACAGUGUGUGUAUGAUGUGUGGGGGCAGUCAGCUCCACCCUAAAGCAGACCUACAGUUUGAUCGCCCUCUGCUGGACACUGUGGCCCUGCAGGACCCCAGCGUUCAUCCAACACUGUCCCUGCAGUCAGACAUGGCUCUCGGUAUACAUCUCCAAAGAGCGCUGAAGUUGCACUGGCAGACACGGCACAUGGAGAAAGUCAAGCCUCUGAAGAAGCUGUCCGUCAAACACAAGCUUUCGCACUACUCCUCCUCCUCCUCAGCUGCACUAUCCAAGCACAAGUUUAGGCUUUCCAGCUCGCCCUCGGCCAUCAGGUUUUCCAGCUAUAAGAGUCGAUCGGAGAGGGCACGGAAGCAGGGUGAGGCCAGCAUCCGCCUGGCCAAGGUCGAUACACACACACCCUGCAGGCCGAGUCGGCUUCUGGACAGGAGCCCCAGCAGGAAGAGGGCGAGGGAGAACUCGCUGGACCGAACAGAGUCCCCGAAGUUUCAGUAUGAUUCAGGAAGUUUAUAUCCGUCACCUCAGCCAGUCGUCCAGUCGUCCACCCCGAGCGGCAGCUCCACACCUCUGGGCCCCAGCAGUCAGACCGGCUCCUGCUCUAUGCCAAUUAGAAAGCGGCGAAGUGAAAACUCCUUUGACAUUAACAACAUAGUUAUCCCCAUGUCCGUGGCAGCAACCACCAGAGUGGAGAAGCUUCAGUACAAGGAGAUCAUCACGCCGAGCUGGAGGGAGGUGGACGUCCUUCCCCGGCCUCUUGACGACGAAGAUGAGGAUGUUGAGGUGGAGGACUUGUCUGACACCGCGUUCAUGCGGCUCCAUCAGAAGUACGAGGACCAGGAGCGCGGCCGCUGGAGAUGGACUGCCCUCACUCCAGCCAAGAGAAGAGGCAGCAGGUCCUACAAGUCUUUGGACGGCAGGACAACUCCGUCUCUGAGUGGAAUGAACCCGUCUACUCCACAGCUGUCGUCUCCGGACACGGGGAAUUUCCACCUGCUGCAGGAUUAUGGGCCUGUUCCAUCGCCCCUCAGCCCCCCCAGUCCUGACACGCCCUGCUCUCGUGAUGCACACACCCCCUCAUCGAGGGACUCGUACACACCUCACAUGAGAGACGCGCACCGGCUGGUGUACAGCGAGGACACGCGUUGUUCUACACCAGACUGUACCUUCGAGGAGAGAACGGUGCAGCCUUGGGAGCACAGGAGCUUCCCCCUCUCAGAGGAACCGGCGCCGGAGCCCAAUUUGGACCCACAACCCCAUCAGAGAUUCAGCCACGGGGCCGAAUCGGAGAGCGAAACUUAUUCAGCCUAAUAUCAUCAUCAUCAUCAUCAUCAUCAAAACAAACCAGACAGCACGGAACCCCUUCUGGCAUUAACCGAAAACAAAUAAUGGACUCGUAAUAAACCGAACCAAUAAAUAUAUUAAAGAACUUCUGUUGUUUGAUAUUCAAACAUCAGCCAAA